Molecule: messenger RNA, 1034 nt
Organism: Malurus melanocephalus (red-backed fairy wren)
Lineage: Eukaryota; Metazoa; Chordata; Aves; Passeriformes; Maluridae
Gene: CUNH11orf96
Product: chromosome unknown C11orf96 homolog
Exons: 1
Coding region: 221-583 (120 amino acids)
Source: RefSeq, a predicted model, not a curated record
GACAGCAGCGCUCCCACCGCACUCAGCUCCGCACCGCGCUCCGCUCCGGACAGCAGCGCUCCGCUCCGCACUGUUCCCCGCGGUACCGCACAGCCCCGCGGGGCCCGCUCCUGCCCGGCCGCCGCUGCCCGCCGGAGCCUCGGCGCCCGGCACGGCCGAGGCAGCGAGCCCCGCUCCGCCGGCCCCGGCCCCCGCGGCGGGCKCUCCCGCGGGCGGCAGGAUGGCCGCGAAGCCGGCCGAGCUGAUGGGCAUCUGCUCCAGCUACCAGGCGGUGAUGCCGCACUUCGUCUGCGUGGCCGAGGAGUUCCCGCCGCCCGCCCGCCCCGCCAAGACCCCCAAGGGCAAGCUGCGGCGGCCGCGGCAAUCGCGCUUCAAGACGCAGCCGGUGACUUUCGACGAGAUCCAGGAGGUGGAGGAGGAGGGGGUGUCCCCCAUGGAGGAGGAGAAGGCCAAGAAGUCUUUCCUGCAGUCGCUGGAGUGUCUGCGGCGGAGCACCCAAAACCUCUGCCUCCAGCGGGACCGGCUGGGCAGCUGCCGCCUCCGCAACAGCCUCGACUCCAGCGACUCGGACUCGGCUCUCUGAGGGCGGUGGGGCUCGGCGGGACUCUGCCCGGCUCGGCGGGACCCUGCCCGGCGCGGCGGGACUCUGCCCGGCUCGGUGGGACCCCACCCGGCUCGGUGGGACCCUGCUCGGCGAGACCCGGCUCGGCGGCACGGACUGGGCUGAGGGAGCCGCGCCACGGCCGGCACAGGAGCGCUCGGACGGGCAGCCGGGUCGGGAUGUUUUCUAAGAAAGCGCUUGUACCUUCGUUUCUAUUUGAUUGUAUGAAACUCACCGUCUAAAAGACAAAAAAAAAAAAAAAAAUCUUUUCUAUUCGUUAGAAGAAAUGACCUGUUUUAGAUGCAUUGAGCUGCUGGACUUUAUAUUUAUUUUUGCAUUUAAACUGUUGACUGCAUUAAUUUAAUAUGUUUCUACCUGAAUGUCUGUUAUUAUUUCCAUAAAAGAGUAAUAAAUCUGAUAUAUUUGCACAGUA